AACACUUGCGCGUUAAUGGCGGGUUCGACCAUUUCGUCCUCUCUCGGACUCUCAAGUAAAGUUCCCGGAUUCCCAUUGAAGAUCAAUCACAGUGAUUCUAUUGGUAUUGAUCAAAGAUAUGAAGAGGGAGAAUCCAAGAAUCCACCGGUUAUGCCAUUUGUGAUGACUCCUGGAGGACCUUUGGACCUCUCUUCUGUGUUGUAUCGCAACCGUAUAAUCUUUGUAGGGCAGCCGGUUAACGCACACGUUUCUCAGCGAGUCAUCUCCACAGCUCGUAAUCCUAGCCUUUAGUUGAUGUACUUGAAUUGCCCCGGUGGUAGCACCUACUCGGUCUUAGCAAUCUAUGACUGUAUGUCUUGGAUAAAGCCUAAAGUUGGAACUGUGGCUUUUGGAGUAGCUGCAAGCCAAGGAGCACUUCUUCUGGCUGGUGGCAAGAAGGGAAUGUGUUACGCUAUGCCAAACACUCGUAUCAUGACUCGUCAACCUCAAACCGGAUGCGGGGGCCAUGUGGAAGACGUGAGGCGACAAGGGAAUGAAGCUAUUGAAUCUCAGCAUGCAGAAAAUAGACAGCAUGUAUGCAGCUUUCACUGGGCAGACUCUAGAGAAAGUGCAACAGUAGACAGGACGAGAUCGUUUCUUGUCCGUGUCUGAGUGCAGGCGCUGGAAUCCGGGCUCGUUGAUGCUGUACCGGAAACAGAGUGAGUGCUGCUGAGUGUUGCACAGAGACCACACACGGUUCAUGUUCUGGUCUGAAACUGUUCAUCAUGAAAACACCAUCGUUUUGGAGACUGGUGGGUGCAGUUACUGCAUCAGGAGGAUGGAUUUGGAUCCUGCACGUGGUAGGAUUCGCAUCACUACAUAUCACAAGGGCGGACCCUCAUGGAUCGCACACUUGAAUUUUUGAAGGUAUUCGGCUUCGAUCUCGUCUUCACGGGUUUUAGUAAAUUAUUAUCUCGUUUUCGUUUUCGUGAAGCCUAAGUAUCCACGAUCGAGGUAUACGUCUCUGGACUCGAGUACUGAACCCCUCAAAAUCUUGCAACAAAAAUGUUGAUUUGUGUUUCGAUUUGAGGGAUAUUUUGAUAAUUUUAUGUGUAAAUAUACUCAAGUAUUAUUAUUAUUAUUAUAAAUAUUUAAUUUUAUU
Messenger RNA from Tarenaya hassleriana, 1141 nucleotides. RefSeq names its product ATP-dependent Clp protease proteolytic subunit 6, chloroplastic. Gene Ontology annotation, biological process: protein quality control for misfolded or incompletely synthesized proteins. Gene Ontology annotation, molecular function: serine-type endopeptidase activity; ATPase binding; ATP-dependent peptidase activity. Lineage: Eukaryota; Viridiplantae; Streptophyta; Magnoliopsida; Brassicales; Cleomaceae. Gene Ontology annotation, cellular component: endopeptidase Clp complex. The transcript is spliced from 7 exons. The record is from RefSeq and is a predicted model, not a curated record.